UAUCAAAUCAGUAUUGUACGAAUCAAUGAUACGGUGACCUUAGUACAUAACAAUAGACAUUUUUUCCUAUUUUAUUGAAUAGUUUGGGCUGAUUUAAUUGUGUAUUCUUGAAAUUCGAAUAAAUCUCAGCAGGAUAAGGACAAUGAGCUUUUAUAAGUACCCGAAUGACAUUGCAAAUAUACCAAACGGAAUGACGAAGACUUCUCAUUUUGAUUCUAAUGAAAAAAAGCUCAACCUGGACCUGAUUAACUGUAAUUUCUCCGAAGACACCUCGCACUAUACAAUAUCAGACAAAAAAUCACCUAAAUUGGCUAUUUAUUAUUUUAAACACGAAGAAAUUGAAACUAGUAUGGAUAAUGAUGAACAUGACGACGAUGACGUUGUUGAAGCAGAGAAUGACACAAAAACGACAAAUGGACAUAUUGACAGAAACGAAGAAAGAAAUAUUACCCCCAAAGAAAACGGAAAUGCGAUCCACGUACCUUUCGAAAAUGGCAAAAGUUCUAGAUCUAAAUCAAUAUCAGACGACACGAUAAGGAUUCUAGUCCAAAAAGCCGACGAAUUAGUGAACGAAAAACGAAAUAAUAACAAACUAACGACAGUGAAUAAAUGGUUGAAGCUGGAAAGGCCAGACGACAGUUGCGAUGCCAGCGGUGAAGACGACGAAAAAGAAUCUCAAACUUCCGAUGAUCUUGAUGCUAGUACAUCAACCCUACGUGGUACAGAUGACAAUUCGAAUUCGCAAAAUUCAAUUCAAGAACUUGUGGCGCAUAUGAACGGCAACAAGAAGUGGAUAGGAUCUGCUUCUAGGCUUGAUGUAACUGCUUGCUCUAGUAUCAACAGUUUUUCCAUAUCAGAGUCGGCACUUCAUCAAAUGAUUUUAUCGCCUAAGGGACUACCUACCUCUUUUUCCACAGUUAGCAGUAAUAAUAUUAAUGCGAAUUCAAACAAUUCUACUUCAUCAACAGUAGAAGAAGUGUUACCGCUAAUAGCUGAAAAGAUAUCGCCAGUCCGAAAAAAGAAAUCUAAACUGAAGAAGAGAGCUUUGGUUGGUAAAUCUGACACUCACCUCUUAUACAAUAGUGGUUACAAAAACAGGAGUCAUCUUAUUAAGUCUGGUUCCUUUCCUGGAUAUAGUACACAGAAUACGAAUAAUGAUACGAACAUUAAACACGAAGCGCUCUCCGAGCAGAUCUACUACCCUGGGUACAGUGAAGCUUCAACCACUAGCGGUGGAGAUAGUGAAGAGGAGAUUCAAAGAAAUCGACCAGUAAAUUUCAAAUAUGGAGGAAAAACUCGUUAUCUUCACAACGAACCAUUAAGAAACGAUAAAUCUGGAAAGAGUAGUUUAACCACUGAAGAGCAGUCUAGUUCCCUAUCAGAGCAAGCAUGGGAUAACUACCAGGAAAAUUAUCUUUCUGAACCAUACAGCGAAUCUCACGACUCUGAUGCGGCUAGAAAACUGCUAAACUUUGGCGAGGACUACAGAAAAUUCAUUGACAGCCAAUCGGAUUGGUCGGCAUUUUCCGAUAUAUCGCCUCGAAUGAAAAGGAAAUCAUGGCCGCAACCCAACGACGAGGACUCGAAUAGCGACGAAGAGUCAUUGAAACAGUUGAUAAACGAUUCUCGUGACCAGCUCAAUUAUGCUAAAGAAAUUUACGAACAGCUCAAACUUGGUAUUCAUAAUCAUUUGGUUACCAAUGAAAUAGAUGAUUUGAUAACCAACUGUGAUCGACACAUAGUUUUACUUAAGCAUAUGAGUGAAUCAUCUGACGAAUACAAAAUGUCAUACGUAGACAAGGCAGUUACAGCAGAUUUACUAGAUCAAUGGAGAAUUGUAAAAAAUAAGAGUUCGUCCAUGGACGAAUACAGGCGUUUGCGUAGGCAAAUUUUGGAACUGAAGUCUUUCAUCGAAUUGCAAAACUUUUCUGAGAGAAGAAUUAAUGUAUCGGAGCCUUGUGGAGUAGAAGACAUCUACAACGAAAUUGAUACUUGUAAUAAACUCUUGGGAACGCUCUCAGAAGAAGGAGCAAAUCUAGCAUCUCUUAACGCCCUUGUCCACCGUUACACACUAGAUAACCAAGAUUGUGACGAAUUUAAUGGAACUGCCUUGAAGGGGGAUAUUUCCGAACUGUAUGAAAUGUUUGAAAACGCUCGUGCAUUCAUUACUGAUGAAUUAAGUCAAUUAAAAAGCCUAUUGCCAGUUUGGAGAAUGCUGGAAUCUAGAUUGGAACAACUCCAAAACGAUCUGAAGAUGGAUGAGAAAACGAUGGAAACCUUAGAUUCCUCCCUCACCAAUGGAAAUUUCUCUGAUCAGACAGCAGCAUCUGUAAGGGAAGUGGCCAAGUUAUUAUCAGAAACUACUACAACGAGUACACAGCAGAUGCAAGAAAUUAUAACAGAAGGGUCAUUUUCUGACAGCGGAAUUUCUGACGAAGGAUCCGAACAGGAAAUAGGCGAAAGGCAGAGGAGACUGGCAGCUAUUCGGCGAUUAGUCCGGCAGUUAGAAAUCGGAUUACCUCCAGAUUCUAAAGCGAGACUAUUGAUGAGAGAAAAGUUAAGAGUAGCUGAAGAAGAUCUUAAAGCCCUACAACUACGAUGCAGAUCUCUUGUGGCUCGAACAUCAGCUUGCUCCGGAAAUUUCACUGACCGAUUGAGGCCAGUACCAGAACAAGAAGAAUCCAAGAUAUCUACAAAAACAAACCCAGGAGACCCUGAUAGCGAUCCAGGAAGUAACGCUAAAGCCAAAUCUUGGUUUAGACGAUUUUUUAAAGCUUCUGUGGCAUUUCAGUUGGUUCUGUUGGCGUUUGUGUGUUUGAGCUGUGUUUUGGAACCGAGUUGUUGUGACUAUAUGAAUAACUAUUCGUGGACUUUGAGCCCUAAACUCCAUUAUGAAGCUCGUCCACCAAUAUGAACAGUACUUAGUACAAUUAUUAUGAAUAUUUGUAAAAUGAAAUACAUUUUAUAUUAAAAUUUUUAAAGCUUAUUAUACAUAGGAUUAUUUAGUGUUGUCCACCUACUCCAAUAGUUAUUUAUUGACCAAAAAUAAAGCUAUAUGAGAUUAAUUUUGGUGGGAAUUCAGUAUUAAAGGUAAUUAUAUUUUUGUGGUACCACUUACCACUUAAUAUUAUUGUGGUACCACUUAAAACACCUACAAACUAUUUUCAUCAUUUUUUUGUUUAGUUUACCAUGUUAAAUUGUAAGUAAUAUUGAAGAGCUUACAAAAUGAAACCUAAGUAGAUUUUACUUGAAAGUACCUAAAUAAAUGAGGCCUUAAUAAUCAUUAAAUUAAGUAAUGAUUGAUAGAUACUAAAAAAGUGUGUUUGUGACUUUAUUUUAAAUGGCUAGUAAGUAACAAAAAUAUUUUUGUAAAAUGUUAAGUAGUUCAUUUCAAAUCACUAAAAUCCGAAAUUGUAUCAGAAACCACACUUACUUUUAGAACACUAAGUGCCCUUAAGUUGUUUUAUACGAUUUACACUUUUUUGAUACUCUUUACUCAGGCCAAACUUGCCAGAAAUAUAAAUAUGUAUUUUAUUGCUGUUUACUUGCUUGUGUUACGUUAGGUAUAUAAAAUCAGUAUUUUUUUAUUUUCACACGUUUCUAAAAAACCGAGGCAUUUUAGGUUAGACACUACUUGUUUUUUGUUCCUCUUUAAAUGAUAUAAAAAAUGUAAUUUUUCGAAUUUCUUGACUGAAAUUUUUCUAAAAAUGAAAUACCUAGGUUUAAUCUAUUGAAGCUUUUAUUAUUUUUACCAUAAAUUUGUAUUUACAAAUAUAAAAAAAUUGUACAAUUCUAUCGAUUUAAAUCACUAUUUAAAUUGUGAGUAGAUAUAAAAUAUAUAUUUUUCAAAUA
Molecule: messenger RNA, 3852 nt
Organism: Psylliodes chrysocephalus
Lineage: Eukaryota; Metazoa; Arthropoda; Insecta; Coleoptera; Chrysomelidae
Source: the annotation of a GenBank genome assembly